Molecule: messenger RNA, 936 nt
Organism: Uncinocarpus reesii 1704
Lineage: Eukaryota; Fungi; Ascomycota; Eurotiomycetes; Onygenales; Onygenaceae
Exons: 6
Coding region: 1-936 (311 amino acids)
Molecular function (GO): metallopeptidase activity
Source: RefSeq, a predicted model, not a curated record
AUGAAGUUUUUAAGCUCUUUUAGGCUAUUUUUGGCGGUUGAUUUUUUGGCGCUGGUCUGUGGUCUGGAAAUGAGCCCAUAUGGUUGCAGUCCUGAGGAGACAAAUGUGCUAGACGCAGCCUAUGGAGCUGUAAAUUAUGCUCUGAUGCGUGCGAUAGACCGCACAGAGCGGCUGAUAUAUAUACUUGAGGAUGAUUAUGGCCCCGAGGACGAGAUUCUCGGCUUCGACCGCUCGACGCUGAUGGUUUUUGAAGCCAUUUUCGGGCCGGUGUACUUUGGCACGGACCAGCCUGCUGAGCGCGAAAGGGGAAUUGCGAUAGUCCAUCAUAUUCAGGAUACACUCAGGAGGUAUGACCGCGGAUUCGAGGCACCCUCUUUCGUGGAGCUGAGAUGCUCCGAAGACUGGGUACUUGCAGAGGCGCCGGAAGAAAUGAAUAUCGACCUCAUCGAACCGGAAGCUUGGGACGAUCGGCCUGCUCAUCUGGGCGGACAAGUGAUCUUCGAGACAAACGCGAACCAGCGACAUAGGUGUGAAGAUAGUGACUUGUAUGCCUAUAAGCUUUGGGUCCCGGAUUCAACCUACGGAGGACACGACUUGCUAGUCUUCUGUCCCUCCACCUUCGCACGCAUUUGGGAAGACCCUUCAUAUUCCAUAUCGCUAAGGGAGCUACGGUCAAGACAGUUGCCUGGCCACACGCCACUGGACGACAUCUGCGACGGCAAUCUUGCAUGCUCGAUGAUUCACGAGUUAACGCACUCGGAUGUCAUAAUGGAGGGUGAACCGCUGUACGAUGAAGUAGGACGCGAUAACCGGCCGGCGUAUGGAUGGGUUCGCAUCACGGACCUUGGGUGGCAUUAUCCCGAGAAGGCAGGGUCCAAUGCUGACAGCUAUACGUUCUAUAUACUCGGUGGGUUUGCCCUUCUCUCCAGCUCCUAG